Molecule: messenger RNA, 1387 nt
Organism: Boleophthalmus pectinirostris (great blue-spotted mudskipper)
Lineage: Eukaryota; Metazoa; Chordata; Actinopteri; Gobiiformes; Gobiidae
Product: aggrecan core protein-like
Exons: 7
Coding region: 14-1303 (429 amino acids)
Molecular function (GO): signaling receptor activity
Source: RefSeq, a predicted model, not a curated record
AUCCUCAGCAACAAUGGCAGCGCUCUGGGCUCAGAUCCUCUUCCUCAGUUUUACCUGUGGACUUUUGGCUGGAGCUAACGCAGCCCUUAAAGACAGAUGUCCUAGUUUCACGACUCCCCCUCCUACUCCUCCUACUAAUACUACUACUCGUACUACUGCUACUACUUCUCCAUUACACACGAGAUGUACACCACAAAUUAAUACAACCACAAGUACUAAUACUACUACUACCACUCCUACUCCUACUACUGUUACUACUUCUCCAUUACACACGAGAUGUACACCAAGAUUUAAUCCAACCACAAGUACUACUACUAUUACUACUACUCCUGCUCCUACUACUACUCCUCCUCCUCCUACUACUACUACUACUCCUACUACUGUUACUACUUCUCCAUUACACACGAGAUGUACACCAAGAUUUAAUACAACCACAAGUCCUCCUACUACUGCUACUACUACUCCUGCUCCUACUACUACUCCUCCUCCUACUACUACUACUACUACUCCUACUACUGCUACUACUACCCCCCGUCCUGACCCCACAACUACUACUACUCGCAGCUGUUCCAGAAUAAAGAAGUUUUUAGAAAAAUACUGGCGAAAAUGUUUCACCCCACCAGCAAAAGGAUGUUGUCCUGAAGGAUGGACUCGCUUUCAGUCCCGUUGCUUCAUGUUCUUCCACGGCCCAAAGACAUGGAUCGACGCAGAGCUCUCCUGCAUUGAGAUCGGUGGAAACCUGGUCGCUGUCCACGACAAUGAAGAGCAUGAGUUCCUCCGAGACCUGGUGCUGCGCGUGACUGGAACGUACCCGAUGACUUGGAUCGGUGGACAUGAUGCAGUUCAGGAGGCGGUGUGGCAGUGGAGUGACGGGACAGCAUUUGACUUUAAUCUCUGGGCCUCUGGAGAACCUGAUAAUCUCAACGGAAAUGAACACUGCCUCCACAUAAACCAUAAAGAACAUCACUUGUGGAAUGACCGUCCAUGCUCGCUUAAAAUGCCCUAUGUGUGCGCCAGACGCCAAGUUGCAGAGAGUGAAAGUAAUGACAAUAGUGACAGUAACGAGAGUCAUGACAGUAACGAGAGUAAUUACAGUAAUAUGGGCCGUGACAGCAGUGAAAGUCGUGGCAGCAGUGAAAGUCGAAGCAGCAGCGAAAGUCGAAGCAGCAGCGAAAGUCGAAGCAGCAGCGAAAGUCGAAGCAGCAGCGAAAGUCGAAGCAGCAGCGAAAGUCGAAGCAGCAGUGAGAGCAGCAAUAAGAAUCGUGGCAGGCAUGGGAAAAGAUACUUAAAGCUGCCAAUUUAAUUUAAUUUAAUUUAAGAUAUUUGUUAUGGAAGGCUUUUCUAUUUACUGUAAACUAUAUUCUCAAAUCAAAUCAUAAGAGAUGUA